Lactuca virosa is the source of this 723-nucleotide messenger RNA. Lineage: Eukaryota; Viridiplantae; Streptophyta; Magnoliopsida; Asterales; Asteraceae. The record is from the annotation of a GenBank genome assembly.
AUGCCAGAGAAUGGAAUUGGUUUGUUUCCAGAUGUUGGAUUUGCUUACAUAGCAGCACAAACUUCAGGAGAAGGAUCAAUUGGUGCUUAUCUUGGAAUCACAGGGAACAUAAUUUUAAAUCCAGCUGAUGCACUUUAUGUAGGUUUUGGGACACAUUUUGUCCCAUCUGGAAAUCUGGGCCCACUUAAGGUGACUCUCUUGUCAACUACAUUUUUUGAGGAUCCACAUGAUGAGAUUAAAGCAAUAUUAGGGAAGUAUAGUAGCAACCCUGAGUCAGAGUACAAAUUGAAGUCACUUUUACCUCAAAUAGUUUCAACAUUUUGUGCAAAUAAAUCUGUUAAAGAAAUUACAGAAGAGCUGGAAAAGUAUCAGGAGAAUACUGAUGCAUCAGUUUCACAGUGGGUAAAGGAUGCUAUUGUGGGGAUUAAGAAAGGAGCUCCAUUUUCUCUUUUCCUUACACAAAUGUAUUUCUCUAGAGUUGCAUCUGCAUGCAGAAACAGCCAACAUGAAUUAUCCACAUUAAAUGGUGUUAUGAAAACUGAAUAUCGCAUUGCUUUAAGGUUUUCUGUAAGAAGUGAUUUUGCUGAAGGGGUUAGGGCAGUAUUGGUGGAUAAGGAUCAGAAUCCCAAGUGGAAUCCUUCAAGUUUAGAUGAAGUUGAAGCAAGUGAAGUGGAAGCUCUGUUUGAACCAUUAGGCUCGGAGGUAGAUGAACUUAGUCUUUAG